This is a messenger RNA of Candidula unifasciata, 585 nucleotides long. NCBI's taxonomy places the organism in Eukaryota, Metazoa, Mollusca, Gastropoda, Stylommatophora, Geomitridae. The record is from the annotation of a GenBank genome assembly.
AUGAUACUGCUGGACAUCGGCUGCAACAUCGGCGUCUACACCGUCUGGGUCGCCGCCCUGGGGAACCGGGUGGUCGCCCUUGACAUGGUUGGUGCCAACCUGCAUCUGUUACAACUGUCCUUGUACCUCAACCGUCUCGGUAAGAAGGUCACGCUCAUCAACAACGCCGUCUACAGGGAUCACAGAACACUGGAGGCUUUUCUCGGCGCCAGUCGGCUCAACACUUCCAAACCUUUCAAAGUUCAGGAAGACCAAUCUCGGACGCGAGUCAGGGUUCGAACCAUCUGCCUCAACGACCUGGUGCCGCUGCUGAAGGACCAGACCAUCUACAUGAAGAUGGACAUCGAGAACACAGAGCACCAUGCUCUGGCGUGUGCGGACCAGCUCUUCCGACAUGUCAAUAUCAAAAUUGUGCAGAUGGAGUGGCACAGGAGGGUUCCAGAAGAGAGCAAGCCCAUUUUGAACUUCAUGGCAGCUCACGGAUAUGCCGCGUCGUUGUCGUCGGUGCAGUUGUCUCCAGUUAGCCUGGUGACUAUAAGAAGAAAUAUUGAUGUGUUUUUCCUCAAGAAAUCCGCAUUUCACUAA